UUAUAAAGCGUGUCAGACGUUACUUUUGAGAGGAAGCACCGUUCAGACAGCAAAAGCAUCCGGAAGAAGAAGUGGGUUCUUUGGGUCUAUUUUUUUUUAGAUGUGAGUCAGGUUCAGAAAAGACCCUCUUCACUGUGGGUCAGCCUGUGGGAGAAGAUGAAGAGCCAAAUCACCAAUGCCCUCUCUGACUUCUUCUUUGAGUAUGAGACCCCACGCCAGGUGCUGGUGAGGAACAGGAGGGUGGGAGUGGUGUGCCGGCUGAUCCAGCUCGGGGUUCUGGCUUACAUCAUUGGGUGGGUCUUCAUCUAUGAGAAAGGUUACCAGACCACAGACACAGCGGUCAGCUCCGUCUUCACCAAAAUGAAAGGAGUGGGCUACACCAACGUGAACGGGAGUGAGAGGGUCUGGGAUGUGGCUGACUACAUCUUCCCUCCUCAGGGAGACUCUUCUUUUGUUGUGAUGACAAACUACAUCAUAACUGAAAACCAGACAAUGGGAAAGUGUCCAGAGCUGGAAGGCGCAAACAACUGCAGCUCAAACGCCGACUGUGAUGAAGGGAGAUUCAAACGUACGGGACAUGGACAUAUGACCGGAGUCUGUGUGCAGUCCACCAGGACCUGUGAGGUGCUGGCGUGGUGCCCGGUGGAGGAUGACCGCAAAAUCCCGUAUCCUCCUCAUCUGAUGUCUGCGGAGAACUACACGCUGUUCAUCAAAAACUCUGUGACUUUCCCCACCUUCGGUGUCACAAGGAGUAACCUGGUGGAAGGGAUAGACACUGCCUACAUCAGCAAAUGCUCUUUUCACCCGGAAGAUGAUCCACUCUGUCCAAUAUUCAAAUUGGGAGACAUCGUUCAAAUGUCUGGCUUUAACUUUGAGACGAUAGCACACAAGGGAGGUGCGAUCGGGAUCGUCAUCGACUGGACGUGUAACCUGGAUGUGGAUGUGAAACACUGUAAGCCAGACUACAGAUUUCACGGCCUGUAUGGAAACCCAGAUGAAGUGGACAAAACCAGAGCAUCAGUGGGAUACAAUUUCAGGUAUGCAAAGCAUUACAUGGAGGACAAAAUUCCAAAAAGAACCCUUCUCAAAGUGUUUGGCAUCAGGAUCGAUAUCAUUGUGAAGUCGCUGGCUCGUAAAUUUGAUAUCAUCCCCACGCUGACGGCGAUAGGCUCCGGAGUGGGAAUCUUUGGAGUGGCAACCGUAGUCUGUGAUCUGGUGCUGCUGUAUUUGCUACCAAAAAGGGAAUUUUACAAGAACAUGAAAUUCAAAUACACAGACACGCACCCGAAGGACCCUGACUCAGAGACAGGGAGCACAGAGACUCAGAAGUGAUAUGGGAGCAAUUAAGCCAAAGGCCUCGCUGCUUUUAAAGUUUCAAUGCACAGGAAGAACACAGCAGACCCUUCAAGAAAACAUACAGACUGUGGAUGGCCGGACCCCCCUCAGACCAGAUGGGACGCUCUCAUCUGCUCUGCAUUUCCUCCCAAUCCUUCCUGACAUCUUAAAAUAAGAGCACCCCCGUGCUUCAAAAGCCACCCUGACUGACAGACUCUUGUUAUUGUAUGUUGAUGGACACAGACAACCGCUGUAUUUGUUCUAUUUUUGGGGGGUUUUGCCCAGUUUGCCUUUGCUCAUACUAUGUAUGUACCAUCACCCACUGAAACUGUCCAUCACCCCAGUGUUCCUGUACACGAACCAUACAUUACCUCAGUCAGUGUCUCUGUCAAAGCACAGCACGCACACACACGGCGUGUGUGGAUGUACUUUUAAGAACAAUUCCUCCCAUAUAUGCACAUGUGACCAACCGUUGAACUGAAUAAAAGGUACAGUAACAUUCAUGCUUUUUCUUUUUAUGAAACAC
This is a messenger RNA of Menidia menidia (Atlantic silverside), 1861 nucleotides long. Lineage: Eukaryota; Metazoa; Chordata; Actinopteri; Atheriniformes; Atherinopsidae. The record is from the annotation of a GenBank genome assembly.